AUGGCUCCCUGUCGCCCUACACGAGCUUCUAAAGCCAAGCCCACUAGUACCAGAUCAUCACGGGCACGCAAAGAGAAACAAAGGAGGCGCAAGGCUCGUGAAAAGCGCACCAAGGCUAAAAAUCUCUAUCAACAGCUAAGAAACCAGGUCUCUCGUGACCUUGCCCAACUCCCAAACGGUCUGGAACUUGAGCUACCUGACGAAGAAGAUUUUGUCGGCAUAUCGAGACUUCCCAAGAAAAAAUAUUACUCGAGAAUUGCCAAAGCGCGGAAAGAAUUGAACAAAGAUAAGAAACGAGAAUUACCGACAUAUCUCAAAGCUUCUAAGCCUCAAGUCCCUGAUCCUUAUGACGACAAGCCCCAGCUGUCUUAUUUGAAGCGAGGAGGAUACCAGGAGCAGGAAGAAGAAGAACAAGAAGGCCAGGAGCAAGAAGUCAAUCAGGAGCCGGAAAGAGACUAUGAGCCAUUCAGAUUCAGUCGAAAGCGGGCGCGCAAAGCGCCACCUCCUCCGGAACCCGUUACUUUCAUGGACAUGCCGCGAGAGAUUCGAAUGGAGAUCUACCGCCACUUGCUCACUGCCGCAAAGCCAAUCCCCGUCCACGGAGGAUGGAAACAAGUCUACUGGACGAAAGACCUGCAGAUAUCGACUGCCAUCCUCAGGACGUGCAAGAUUGUGCACGAAGAGGCGAGUGUGGUGCUCUACGGGGCGAAUACUUUCUUGUACCGCCUCCGUGACGCAAACUUCAACGGGGAUUACAUUGAUAAUCUAGCGACUGACGACGAACCGGUCGGGCGUGAUGGAGACGAGAGCGAGUCUGAGUACGAGGACGACCUUGAGGAGGAUGAUGAGGAUGACGAAGAUGGCCCUGUCGAGCCCGACAGGGAGUGCAGCAUAAACAUUGAAAGAUAUGCGCAUCUGUUCCGACACAUCACCAUCGAAGCCGAAGCAAAUCGAUACUCGGAUAUUACCCAGAAUAGCAUGGUUGCCGCGAUGGAUGUGUUCCGCAAACCCGAUCAAGGCGGACCAGCCGAGACAUCUCGCAGCAUUCACACUCUGACCGUCUGUAUCAUGCCGCUCUUGCAUCAACAAGAAGACCAACCUUCUCAAAAGCGUUUCACCUUUGUCGACUUCUUCCUCCCCAAAAGUCCCGUCAUCCAAGCCAUCAAAGCCGUCGACUGCCAAGUUCUCCACGUCGACAUUCUCACCCGACACGCGAGCAGACGAUCCGCCCAAGUCACCGUCAAAGGCACCGGCUCGUGCCGUCUCACCAUCAACAGACGCCACGAACAGGCCAUGAACUAUUUCCAAGGAGAGGCAGCUGGCGACAAGGCGGUGCGGAGGCGCACGGUGGAGAUGGCCAAGAGGAGUGUCGAGGCGAUUGAUACUUUGGCGAAACACAUUGAGGAGCAGUGCAACAGAAGACAUUUUGAUCAGGAUACGACGAUGGCUAUGGAUGUUGAUUCGCCUGAUUGGCUGAAUGUUGAUCAGGAUGACGAACAUCAUGAUGAGGACAUUUGGGGUGGAGGGUAUUAG
This is a messenger RNA of Trichoderma breve, 1533 nucleotides long. RefSeq lists its product as uncharacterized. The transcript has a single exon. Lineage: Eukaryota; Fungi; Ascomycota; Sordariomycetes; Hypocreales; Hypocreaceae. The record is from RefSeq and is a predicted model, not a curated record. Bases 1 to 1533 code for a protein of 510 amino acids.